AUGACCUCCGCCAUGCCCGGCUUCAUCGCCCGGCUGACCCGGCCCUUCACCACGGCCACCUCGCUCGGCAUCUCGGCGGAGAGCGGCGUCGGCGCCAUCCCCGACGGCGCGCAGAAGGCCACGGUGGCGGCGGGCUGCUUCUGGGGCGUCGAGCACAUCUACCGCAAGCACUUCGAGGGCAAGGGCCUGUACGACGCGCGCGUGGGCUACAUCGGCGGCGACACCACCAACCCGAGCUACCGGGCGGUGUGCUCGGGGAGCACGGGACACGCCGAGGCGACACAGAUAACCUUCGACCCGUCGCGCGUGACCUACCGCGAGCUCCUCGAGUUCUUCUACCGCAUCCACGACCCGACGACGCGCAACAGGCAGGGCAACGACGCCGGCACGCAGUACCGGAGCGGCAUCUUCUUCCAUGGGCCGGAGCAGGAGGCCGUCGCGAAGGAGGUCACCGCCGCCGCCGACGCGCAGUGGUACGGGGGCCCGGGCAAGAUCACCACCCAGGUCGUCGCCGCGGGCCAGUGGUGGGACGCCGAGGACUACCACCAGCUCUACCUCGACAAGAACCCCGCCGGCUACCAGUGCCCCAGCCACUACGUCCGGGACUUCCCACCGCUGAAGUAG
Messenger RNA from Diaporthe citri, 624 nucleotides. RefSeq lists its product as uncharacterized. The record is from RefSeq and is a predicted model, not a curated record. Lineage: Eukaryota; Fungi; Ascomycota; Sordariomycetes; Diaporthales; Diaporthaceae. The transcript is spliced from 2 exons. The coding region runs from base 1 to 624 and encodes 207 amino acids. Gene Ontology annotation, molecular function: peptide-methionine (S)-S-oxide reductase activity.